Molecule: messenger RNA, 1286 nt
Organism: Pipistrellus kuhlii (Kuhl's pipistrelle)
Lineage: Eukaryota; Metazoa; Chordata; Mammalia; Chiroptera; Vespertilionidae
Gene: THEM4
Product: thioesterase superfamily member 4
Exons: 6
Coding region: 80-841 (253 amino acids)
Source: RefSeq, a predicted model, not a curated record
UAAGGGGAAGAGCCGGGGGGCAGCCGGGAGAGUCGGCGGUCGCCGCGGGCCGGGCCGGGUCCUCGCCGCCCUCGGAGCCAUGCUGGGGCGCGGCGCCGCGCGCGCGCUCGGGGCCCUGCGCGGCCUGCGGGGGGGCGCGCCGCCGGCCAGGAGCCUCGGCCUCUCGCGGAGGUUGCUUUCUUUUAAGAAAGUCCUUGAUAAGGACCAUUUUCUCCCCAAACCCUGCUGGGGCAAGGACAUGAGACGCCUCUUUGACCAGUUCACGAAGAAAUGUGAAGAUGGCUCCUGGAUACAGUUGCCUUCAUAUGAGCAUAUAUCAUCUCAAAGGAGUCAAGACUUCUCAGCCUUUAUUCAUGCUUAUUUCCCUUCAGCCUCCGAGGUUAUAAACGAAAAACUGUCGCAGGCCCAGCUCUUCACCAGAGGCUUCGAGGAUGGCAUGGGCUUUGAAUAUGUGAUGUUCUAUAAUGAGGCUGAGAAAAGGAUAGUUUGUGUGUUUCAAGGAGGUCCUCACCUGCAAGGAAUGCCUGGAUUCUUUCAUGGAGGUGCCACUGCCACCAUAAUUGAUGCUACUGUUGGUAUGAAUGCAAUUGUAUCUGGGGGAAUUGUCAUGACUGCCAAUCUCAACAUCAAUUUUAAAAGUCCUAUCCCCCUUUGUUCUACUGUUUUGGUAAAUAGCCAACUUGAUAAAAUUGAAGGAAGGAAACUGUUUGUGUCCUGUAAAGUUCAAAGUAUUGAUGAGAAGAUCCUAUACACAGAGGCAACAAGCUUAUUUAUAAUGCUGGAGCCUAAAAAAAAAAAGUAUGACUUAAAAGAAGCUGUGUUGAAUCCUCUACCUGCUUAAGGCUCUCUGUUCUCCACAAGAGGCUGUGUUCCCCAGUCCUGCUCUGCUUGCCCACUAUGAUCUCCCAUACGGUGAAGCCUGCUGACACUGCCUUCCCGAACAGUCUUCUGAAUAUAACUCCAGGAGCUUUGUUCCACCUUCUACACUUCCUAACACAGAAGCACUUCCUAUGAGAAUCUCAGCACUCAGAAUUGCUGUGUGCUUAGAAUAGAUGUUUUUCUUGCAAUUUGAAUGGACUCCUUAAGGUGAUAGCUGCAAACUUGGAAACUCCAGAAAACCAAUACGUGCAUGCAUAUAUGCAUGUGUGUCUAAUGUGUGCAUUCAUGAUUUGUAAAUUCCAAAGCUAAUUUUAUUGUGUCUAAAAUCUUUUUGAGCUCUAGCCAGUUUGGCUCAGUGGAUAGAGCAUCAGCCUGCAGGGUCCCAGGUUUGAUUCCGGUCAAGGGCU